AUGGAGCCCACCACCCCCCAGGACGACAGUCAGAGGAAGAAGCAGCCCAAGAAGGUGGUGCCGAUCACACCGCCCCACCCGGCCCGGGCCCUGUUCUGCUUCACCCUGCAGAACCCCCUGAGGAAGGCCUGUAUCAGCAUCGUGGAAUGGAAACCCUUUGAAAUCAUCAUCCUGCUCACCAUCUUUGCCAACUGUGUGGCUCUGGCAGUGUACCUGCCUAUGCCUGAGGAUGACAACAACACUACCAAUAUGGGCCUGGAAAAGAUGGAGUACUUCUUCCUCAUUGUCUUUGCCAUUGAAGCUGUCAUAAAGAUCAUUGCUCACGGGUUUCUGUUCCACCCAGAAGCCUACCUGCGCAGUGGCUGGAACGUGCUGGAUUUCAUCAUUGUCUUCUUGGGGGUCUUCACGGUGGUCCUGGAGCAGAUCAACCUGAUCCAGAGCAGCUCGACGCCCUUGAGCAGCAAAGGGGCAGGCUUUGAUGUCAAGGCCCUGAGGGCCUUCCGCGUUCUGCGACCCCUCCGGCUGGUUUCCGGGGUGCCAAGCCUGCAGGUGGUCCUCAACUCCAUCAUUAAAGCCAUGGUUCCCCUCCUCCACAUCGCCCUGCUGGUCCUGUUUAUGAUCAUCAUCUACGCCAUCAUCGGCCUGGAGCUCUUCAAGGGCAAGAUGCACAAGACAUGUUACUUUAUUGGGACAGAUAUCAUCGCCACGGUGGAGGGGGAGAAGCCAUCUCCCUGUGCCACCACCGGCCACGGCCGCCCCUGCACCAUCAACGGCAGCGAGUGCCGAGGUGGCUGGCCGGGUCCCAACAAUGGCAUCACCCACUUCGACAACUUCGGCUUCGCCAUGCUCACCGUGUACCAGUGCAUUACCAUGGAGAGCUGGACUGACGUCCUCUACUGGGUCAACGACGCCAUUGGGAACGAGUGGCCCUGGAUCUAUUUUGUCAGCCUCAUUCUGCUGGGCUCCUUCUUCAUCCUCAACCUGGUGCUGGGAGUGCUAAGCGGCGAGUUUACCAAGGAAAGGGAGAAGGCCAAGUCCCGGGGGGCGUUCCAGAAACUGAGAGAGAAGCAGCAACUGGAGGAGGAUCUGAAGGGCUACAUGAACUGGAUCACCCAGGCUGAGGUCACGGAUGACGGCCAUGUGAGAGAAGGGAAACUGUCAUUGGAUGAAGGGGCCUCAGACACCGAAAGUCUGUAUGAAAUCGAGGGCUUGAACAGAUUCCUUCUGUUUUUCCGGCACUGGAGACGGUGGAAUCGAAUCUUCCACCGGAAAUGCCAUGAGGUGGUCAAGUCCAAGGUGUUCUAUUGGCUGGUCAUCCUGGUGGUGGCCCUCAACACCCUAUCCAUCGCCUCAGAGCACCACCUCCAGCCAGCCUGGCUGACCCGUGUGCAAGACCUGGCCAACACAGUGCUGCUGGCCCUGUUCACUGUGGAGAUGCUGCUCAAGAUGUACGGGCUGGGCCUCCGCCAGUACUUCAUGUCACUCUUCAAUCGCUUCGACUGCUUCGUGGUGUGCAGUGGCCUGCUGGAGACUGCUCUGGUCCAGAUGGGCGCUAUGUCUCCCCUCGGCAUCUCUGUCCUGCGCUGCAUUCGCCUGCUGAGGAUCUUUAAGGUCACCAGGCACUGGACAUCUCUGAGCAAUCUGGUGGCCUCUCUUCUGAACUCGAUCCGCUCCAUCGCCUCCCUGCUCCUCCUCCUCUUCCUCUUCAUCAUCAUUUUCUCCCUGCUGGGCAUGCAGCUCUUUGGAGGCAAGUUCGACUUUGAGGACACAGAAGUUCGACGAAGUAGGUUUGACAACUUCCCCCAGGCCCUCAUCAGCGUCUUCCAGAUCCUCACAGGGGAAGACUGGAACUCGGUGAUGAACAAUGGGAUUCUGGCCUAUGGGGGCCCCUCCUAUCCGGGUGUGCUUGUCUGCAUCUACUUCAUCAUCCUCUUUGUCUGUGGCAACUAUAUCCUGCUCAAUGUCUUCCUGGCCAUUGCGGUGGAUAACCUAGCCGAGGCUGAGAGUCUGACCUCCGCCCAGAAGGCCAAGGCCGAAGAGAGGAAACGAAGGAAGAUGUCCAGGGGUCUCCCAGACAAGUCAGAAGAGGAGAGGCUGAUGCUGGCCAAAAAGCUGGAGAUGAAGGCCAAGGGAGAAGGGAUUCCCACUACGGCCAAGCUCAAAGUGGACGAGUUUGAAUCCAAUGUCAAUGAGAUAAAGGAUCCCUAUCCGUCAGCCGACUUUCCAGGAGACGAUGAGGAAGAUGAGCCCGAGAUCCCCCUGAGUCCCCGGCCCCGCCCCCUGGCAGAGCUGCAGCUGAAGGAGAAGGCUGUGCCAAUGCCUGAAGCCAGCUCCUUCUUCAUCUUCAGCCCCACCAACAAGAUCCGUGUGCUCUGCCACCGCAUAGUCAAUGCCACCUGGUUCACCAACUUCAUCCUGCUCUUCAUCCUACUCAGCAGCAUCUCCCUAGCAGCUGAGGACCCCAUCCGGGCCGAAUCCUUCAGGAACCAGAUCCUUGGCUACUUUGAUAUCGCCUUCACCUCCGUGUUCACUGUGGAGAUUGUUCUGAAGAUGACCACGUACGGUGCCUUCCUCCACAAGGGCUCCUUCUGCCGGAAUUACUUCAACAUCCUGGACUUGCUGGUGGUGGCUGUCUCCCUCAUCUCCAUGGGCAUUGAAUCGAGUGCCAUCUCCGUGGUGAAGAUUCUCAGAGUUCUGAGAGUGCUGCGCCCACUCCGAGCCAUCAACAGGGCCAAGGGCCUGAAGCACGUGGUGCAGUGCGUGUUCGUAGCCAUUCGCACCAUCGGGAACAUCGUCAUCGUCACCACGCUGCUGCAGUUCAUGUUUGCCUGCAUCGGCGUCCAGCUGUUCAAGGGGAAGUUCUACAGCUGCACGGACCUGUCCAAGAUAACAGAAGAGGAAUGCCGGGGCUAUUACUAUGUGUAUAAGGAUGGAGACCCCACGCAGAUGGAGCUGCACCCCCGGCAGUGGGUGCACAGUGAUUUCAAUUUUGACAACGUGUUGUCCUCCAUGAUGGCACUUUUCACCGUCUCCACGUUUGAAGGCUGGCCCGAGCUGCUGUACCGGGCCAUCGACACACACACCGAGGACAUGGGCCCCAUUUACAACUACCGGGUGGAGAUCGCCAUCUUCUUCAUCAUCUACAUCAUCCUCAUCGCCUUCUUCAUGAUGAACAUCUUCAUCGGCUUUGUCAUAGUCACCUUCCAGGAGCAGGGAGAGCGGGAGUACAAGAACUGCGAGCUGAACAAGAACCAGCGCCAGUGUGUGCAGUAUGCCCUGAAGGCCCGCCCUCUGCGACGCUACAUUCCCAAGAACCAGUAUCAGUACCAGGUGUGGUACGUGGUCACCUCCUCCUACUUCGAGUAUUUGAUGUUUUUCCUCAUCACGCUCAACACCAUCAGCCUGGGCAUGCAGGCCUACAACCAGUCUGAAGAGAUGAACCACAUCUCGGACAUCCUUAAUGUGGCAUUCACCAUCCUCUUCACCUUGGAGAUGAUCCUUAAACUUAUGGCCUUCAAGGCUAAGGGCUACUUUGGGGACCCCUGGAACGUGUUUGACUUCCUGAUCGUUAUUGGCAGCAUCAUUGAUGUUAUCCUCAGCGAGAUCGAUACUCUCCUUGCCUCCAGCGGGGGACUGUACUGCCUGAGCGGAGGCUGCACGAACCUCGAUCCAGAGGAAAAUGCCCGUGUCUCCAUCACUUUCUUCCGGCUAUUCCGAGUCAUGAGGCUGAUAAAGCUGCUGAGCCGAGGAGAGGGUGUCCGGACUCUGCUCUGGACCUUCAUCAAGUCGUUCCAGGCCCUGCCCUACGUGGCGCUCCUGAUCGUCAUGCUCUUCUUCAUCUAUGCCGUCAUUGGGAUGCAGAUGUUUGGGAAAAUCGCCACAGUGGACGGGACCCAGAUAAAUAGGAAUAAUAACUUCCAGACGUUCCCGCAAGCCGUGCUGCUGCUCUUCAGGUGUGCGACGGGAGAGGCCUGGCAGGAGAUUUUACUGGCCUCCAGCUACGGGAAGUUGUGUGACCCUGAGUCCGACUACAACCCUGGGGAGGAGUAUACGUGUGGCACGGGCUUCGCAUAUUUCUAUUUCAUCAGCUUCUACAUGCUCUGCGCCUUCCUGAUUAUCAACCUCUUCGUCGCAGUCAUCAUGGACAACUUUGACUACCUGACACGGGACUGGUCCAUCCUCGGGCCCCAUCACCUGGAUGAAUUUAAGAGGAUCUGGGCCGAGUAUGACCCAGAAGCCAAGGGGAGAAUCAAGCACCUGGAUGUGGUGACCUUGCUGAGGCGGAUCCAGCCCCCUCUGGGAUUUGGGAAGUUCUGUCCUCACCGGGUGGCCUGUAAGCGGCUGGUGGGCAUGAACAUGCCUCUGAACAGCGAUGGCACCGUCACCUUCAAUGCCACGCUCUUCGCCCUGGUUCGCACAGCUCUCAAGAUCAAAACUGAAGGGAACUUUGAGCAGGCAAACGAGGAGCUGAGAGCCAUCAUCAAGAAGAUCUGGAAGAGAACCAGUAUGAAGCUCCUUGAUCAAGUCAUUCCUCCAAUCGGAGAUGACGAGGUGACUGUGGGGAAAUUCUAUGCCACAUUCCUCAUCCAGGAGCAUUUCCGGAAGUUCAUGAAACGGCAGGAGGAGUAUUAUGGGUAUCGGCCCAAGAAGGACAAAGACACGGUGCAGAUCCAGGCCGGACUGCGGAGCAUCGAAGAGGAAGUGGCUCCUGAGAUCCACCGGGCCAUCUCUGGAGACCUGGUGGCAGAAGAGGAACUGGAACAAGCCAUGGUGGAGGCAGCGAUGGAGGAGGGGAUCUACAGGCGGACGGGCGGGCUUUUUGGCCAAGUAGACACCUACCUAGAACGCAGCGACUCCCUGCCCCCUCACAUCGCCACUCAGAGGCCUCUCCAGUUCUCGGAGGUGGAGAUGGAAGACCUGGACUCACCCGUGUUCUUGGAUGACUUCCCCCCUGCCCCAGCCGCCAGGCCCAACUCCAACAUCAACGCUAACAAUGCCAACAGCAGCCGCCCCGGUUCCAGCUUCAGUUUUGAGAAUGAGCUCCUGGGAAUGAAGCCAUCUACCUCUGGGCAACACUCGGCCAGCCAACACCCAGAUCCUCUCGGAUCCCAGCCCUCCUUCCACCUGCACCACCUGAGGAGACAGCUGAGCCGGGAGGCCAGCGGGGAGGCAGCAUCAGGCAUGCAGCCACCCAAGAAAGAAUUCAGCAUCCUACGGGAGAGGGAGUUCUCGGGGCCAGAGGCUGGUGGCCAGGUGCCAGCAAGCAGCAGCUCCCGGAGCCAAGGGGAAAGUCCGGUGUGUCUGACACCAGCUACCACCCAGCUGAUCCAGGAGGCUCUGGUCCUGGGGGGUCUGGGCCCCUUGUCCAGAGAUUCCGGCUUCCUGGCGGCCACGGGACAAGCAAUGGCAGACGCUUGCGGCAUGGAGGUGGAGCAAGUGGAGAAGGCAGCGACUGAACUACUGCAAGGACGGGAGUCCUCUGGGGGCCAGGAUGAUGGCCCCUGGCCCUCUUCCCCUGCCCCCAGCACCCCAAGUGGCCGGCCCCCACCCCAAAGCUUCCAGGAAGCAAUGGUUAUCACCAGGCUGUGA
This is a messenger RNA of Ornithorhynchus anatinus (platypus), 5589 nucleotides long. RefSeq names its product calcium voltage-gated channel subunit alpha1 S (gene CACNA1S). Gene Ontology annotation, molecular function: high voltage-gated calcium channel activity. Bases 1 to 5589 code for a protein of 1862 amino acids. Gene Ontology annotation, biological process: calcium ion import across plasma membrane. The transcript has 44 exons. The record is from RefSeq and is a predicted model, not a curated record. Gene Ontology annotation, cellular component: membrane; voltage-gated calcium channel complex. Lineage: Eukaryota; Metazoa; Chordata; Mammalia; Monotremata; Ornithorhynchidae.